AUGGGAGCAAUACUUGUGUUUAUGGUGACCUUGGGGUUCACUUCGGUGAGGUUCAAUGUUUAUGUCCUUGAUACACCAUUGACUGAAGGACAAGACCCAAACUCAAAGGUGGUAGGACAAGUACAAGGACUUUCGGUGUCUGCAGGGCAGGACAAGACCAUGCUUGUGUUCAUGGCGGACUUUGAGUUUACUUCCUGUGAGUUCAAUGGUAGUUCUAUUAGUGUAUUGUCAAGAAACCCAAUAUUGGAAACAGAUAGGGAACUUGCUAUUGUUGGUGGCCGUGGGAAGUUUAGGAUGGCACGUGGAUUUGCUAAUCUACAUACAAAUUAUAUGAAUGCUACUUCAAGUGUUGUUAUUGUUGAAUAUAAUGUUACUAUUUUUCACUAUGAAUAA
This is a messenger RNA of Dioscorea cayenensis subsp. rotundata (Guinea yam), 393 nucleotides long. Its product is annotated as dirigent protein 4-like. The record is from RefSeq and is a predicted model, not a curated record. The transcript is spliced from 2 exons. Bases 1 to 393 code for a protein of 130 amino acids. Lineage: Eukaryota; Viridiplantae; Streptophyta; Magnoliopsida; Dioscoreales; Dioscoreaceae.